AUGGAUUCUACACCAUCACUCCCAACUCAAGCCCCGGAAAUAUACGACCUCCUCCUCCUCAUCGACGCAACCUACAACACAGGUCCCACACUCAACUCCCUCUCCAUCACCCUCCCGCAUCUCCUCACCCUCACCACCGUCACAACCUCCUUCUCCCGUCUCAGCAUCCUCGCCUACCGCGCCUACUUCCCCCCCACACUCAUCCUCUCCUUUUCCGGCUGGAAAGACCCCUCCUCCCCCACCGCCCGAGCAGAACUCACGCACUUCGCGCAGACCCUGCAUCCAGACGGCGGCGGCGACGAGCCGGAAGCGAUGAAAACGGCGCUGGCGAGGGCGUAUGAGGUUAUGCGGCCAGAGGCCACGACGCUCGUGUUGUUGUAUAUGGAUGCGCCGCCGCAUACGCGGGAGAAUGCCAGGAGGAUUUGGGGGGCGAAGAGUAAUUAUGAGGUUGAGCAGAAGGUGUUGUUGGAGUCUGGGUCUUUUGGGGGAAGGGGGCAUUUGUUUGCGGAUUGGGUUUGUGGUGCGAGGGUUCUGGCGGGACGGGCGAAGGUGGUUUGUUUGUUGGAGGGUAGACAUAUGGCGGGGAGAUUGGGGGAUUAUUAUACGUUUUUGUCGGCGGUGACGGGGGGUGCGUGUUUUUAUCUUACGAGUUCGAGGGCUGGUGAUAUUUCGGAGAUGACGGUGAGGUUGUUGUUGGAGUGGAUGGGUGUUGAGAUAGGGGGUUGGGAAGAUGGGGGGAUUGGUGCGAAGUUGGCGAGGUUUAAGGAUUUGAGUGUACUGGAGAAAAUUGAGAAGGAAGAGAGUCUUGAGGGGAGUUCACAGGGAAGUGGAGUGGAGAACUUCAAGGUUGAUUUGGCGAUCCUCAAGAAGUAUAUGCCUCCAACCAAACAAAUGAAACAGCUAAUCGAAGACGAUAUCUCCACAAUAUCUCUGAACCCGGGUUUUGGAAGUCUAUGGAGAGCAAUCUGCAGCGACCGCGACAACGACGCACGAGGAGACCUUACCACCGCAUUCCGCAAGUCUAUCGAGAAAAUCAAGAACAUUGAAAAGAAGGUAAGGAUGAAGAUUUGGUUAGAAGAGUCUUAUGACUUCACUGUCGAUAUCCAGGAGGCUAUUGAAAGCGUGGGAGAAGAUCAACAGUUCCCGUGUGUCUACCUCGACCUAAUAUCAUCUUUCCCCCAACCAUCCGAAUCACACGCCAACAGCAGUCCAAUCCACCAAUUCCAACGAAGCGAACUCCUCGAAAUCAAGCGAUCCUGCGAUGCCCAAGUCCUCAAACGACUAGGUAGCAUCCUAACACGAUUUUCAUUCGCCAAAACACCACAAGACCUCCCCUCCAACACCAAAUCCGUCCCAAUCCAACGCAUCCCUCUUGCACUCGUCCAACCCACCUACGACCGCAAAUUCUGGAAAAUCUCACUCCAUCUGAUAGUCCCCGGAACCAUACUCCCAGCUCAUCCCGCAGUCUUACUCGCCGCGCUCGCGCUCACCAGAGGAAUCAACCCACUGUUCCUCGCCGCCGAAACCGAAAUUCUCGCAUGGAAAAAUCCCUGGCACACCCUCAAACCACGAGACAUAUAUAAUAUAAACCAUUUAAAUCUCCUCCUCCCCGCCGACGCAGCAUAUACAACCCACGACCUCAACUCGCCUCCAAACCCUCACCUCGAGACCUUACUAAAACCCUCAGCUCGCUCGCUUUUCUGGCUCUUCAUCUCCUACAAAACGCUCGAGCAGAACUUACACACCCCAUUAACAACCGCCAUAAGCUGGACGCCUGAGAAGGCGACGGUGGCUUUAGGACCGCUGGUGACGUGCAUAUCCUGCCGUUUCCCACGGUCCGUUACUGUUAUGGGCGCAAAAGGUAAAUGUGGAAACUGCAUAGCAGACUAUCAAGCCCCCGAGGAUCGAGCGAGGUGUAUUCGCUCGUGUGUAAGUCGGAAUGAUACACCUGCGACGGAAGCAACGUGGGUAGAAUGUCGAAUGCGGAUGUGUCGGGCGCAGUAUGUGGUGUAUAACCCGCAAGCUCUUGGUGUUUCGGCGAAGUGUUAUUAUUGUCGGAAAGGCGGUGGAGCGCCUUGCGUUGAGUGUCGGCGGUGUUUGAGUAAGAUCAUAUAUCCCGUUGACUAUCAUCCAGAGGACAUCUCGAAUUUCACUUGUCCUGCGUGUUUGGCGGGUCGGAGAACGAUUGUUGAGGUUGAGACGAGUGUGCAGGAGUUGAAUGUGCAGAAUGGGAUGGAUUGGCUGAUUAAGGACGGAGAUAACAAGCUAUCAGAUCUCCUAAGUGGCGUCUCAAUAGGCAAACAACUCGAAUCAGCAAAAUCAUCCAAGGUUUGCGAAAAGACAAGCUUCUUCCGAAGCCCUUCGACAACAAAUCUCACUCUAGACGGAAAACCAGUACAGAAUAUCCCUCAACUGAUCACUAAACUCAAAAACCUCGUUCUUACCCGUACACACACACCCUCCGGCUAUGACCCUCAGGCCUCACUCCUCGACCCACCAUGA
Messenger RNA from Glarea lozoyensis ATCC 20868, 2502 nucleotides. RefSeq lists its product as uncharacterized. The transcript is spliced from 2 exons. Bases 1 to 2502 code for a protein of 833 amino acids. The record is from RefSeq and is a predicted model, not a curated record. NCBI's taxonomy places the organism in Eukaryota, Fungi, Ascomycota, Leotiomycetes, Helotiales, Helotiaceae.